CCUGGUACAAGGGGUUAGGGAAGACAUCCUGGAGGAGGUGGUAACUAAACUAGGACCUACCUGAAGACGGAGAAGCAGUUAGCUAGGCAUGGUGUGCCAAGCAAAGAGAACAGCGUGGGCAAAAGGCCAGAGGUCUGCUGGGAACUGGCCCAGGUGAGGGUGGCAGGCCUACUUCUCCCGGUGGUUUUCGUGUGGUCGUGGCUGCAGGAGCAAGGACUCAGGGCAAGGGGGAGCUGGGAGCCCCAGCCCUGCUGCAGGGCCCAGCAUGGCGCCAUUCCUGCGCAUCGCCUUCAACUCCUACGAGCUGGGCUCACUUCAGGCUGCGGGUGAGCCGGGCCAGCCCUUCUGCGCCGUGAAGAUGAAGGAGGCGCUCAGCACAGAGCGCGGGAAGACGCUGGUGCAGAAGAAGCCCACCAUGUACCCGGAGUGGAAGUCCACGUUCGACGCGCACAUCUACGAGGGCCGCGUCAUCCAGAUCGUGCUGAUGCGGGCCGCCGAGGAGCCGGUGUCCGAGGUGACGGUGGGCGUGUCCGUGCUGGCCGAGCGCUGCAAGAAGAACAACGGCAAGGCUGAGUUCUGGCUGGACCUGCAACCCCAGGCUAAGGUGCUGAUGUCUGUGCAGUAUUUCCUGGAAGAUAUAGAUUGCAAGCAGUCCAUGCGGGGUGAAGAUGAGGCGAAGUUUCCAACGAUGACCCGCCGUGGAGCCAUCAAGCAGGCCAAGAUUCACUACAUCAAGAACCAUGAGUUCAUUGCUACCUUCUUUGGGCAGCCCACCUUCUGUUCUGUGUGCAAAGACUUCGUUUGGGGUCUCAACAAACAAGGCUACAAAUGCAGGCAAUGUAACGCUGCCAUCCACAAGAAGUGCAUCGACAAGAUCAUCGGCCGGUGCACAGGCACGGCAGCCAAUAGCCGGGACACCAUAUUCCAGAAAGAACGUUUCAACAUCGACAUGCCGCACCGGUUCAAGGUUUACAACUACAUGAGCCCCACCUUCUGUGACCACUGCGGCAGCUUGCUCUGGGGGCUGGUGAAGCAGGGGCUGAAGUGUGAGGACUGUGGCAUGAACGUGCACCACAAGUGCCAGAAGAAGGUGGCCAACCUCUGCGGCAUUAACCAGAAGCUCUUGGCCGAGGCAUUGAACCAAGUCGGCCAGAGAUCAUCCCGGAAGUCGGAGUCAGAGCCUGUUGGGAUCUACCAGGAUUUUGAGAGGAAGCCAGGAGUCGCAGGAGAUGAUGGUCCAGACACCGGGACGUAUGGCAAGCUCUGGGAGGGCAGCACCAGGUGCGCCAUUGAGAACUUCACCUUUCACAAGGUCCUGGGCAAAGGCAGCUUUGGCAAGGUGCUGCUGGCAGAGCUCAGGGGCAGGAAGGAGUUCUUCGCCAUCAAGGCCCUCAAGAAGGACGUGGUCCUGAUUGAUGACGACGUGGAGUGCACCAUGGUGGAGAAGCGGGUGCUGGCGCUCGCCUGGGACAAUCCCUUUCUCACCCACCUCUACUGCACCUUCCAGACCAAGGACCACCUGUUCUUCGUGAUGGAAUUCCUCAAUGGGGGGGACCUGAUGUACCACAUCCAGGAUAAAGGCCGCUUUGAGCUCUAUCGUGCCACGUUCUACGCAGCUGAGAUAGUCUGUGGACUACAGUUUCUGCACUCCAAAGGAAUCAUUUACAGGGACCUCAAGCUGGACAACGUAAUGCUGGACUGGGACGGCCACAUCAAGAUUGCUGACUUUGGGAUGUGCAAGGAGAACAUAUUCGGGGAGAAACAGGCCAGCACCUUCUGCGGCACCCCUGACUACAUCGCCCCCGAGAUCUUGCAGGGCCUGAAGUACUCGUUCUCCGUGGACUGGUGGUCCUUCGGGGUCCUUCUCUACGAGAUGCUCAUCGGCCAGUCCCCCUUCCACGGAGACGAUGAGGACGAGCUCUUCGAGUCCAUCCGUGUGGACACACCGCAUUAUCCCCGCUGGAUCACCAAGGAGUCCAAAGACAUCCUGGAAAAGCUACUCGAAAGGAACCCAUCCCAGAGGCUGGGAGUGACAGGGAACAUCAAAACCCACCCUUUCUUCAAGACUAUCAACUGGACGCUUCUGGAGAAACGUGCAGUGGAGCCGCCCUUCAAGCCCAAAGUGAAGUCCCCCGGAGACUACAGCAACUUCGACCAGGAGUUCCUGAGCGAGAAGCCACGUCUCUCUUACAGUGACAAGAACCUCAUCGACUCUAUGGACCAGACUGCCUUCGCUGGCUUCUCCUUUGUGAACCCCAAGUUUGAGCGGCUCCUGGAAAAGUGAGGUUCUCAGACGUUCCCAUAAUCUGCCCUCGCCAGGGGGCUGGGUCAGCCCACACGGCCUGCCCACCCAGCCCGGGCAUAGCAGGCUGGCUCCCCCACCGCAGCCCCUGCCUGUCCCCCACAAUAAGCAGCAGUGUGACUGUCGCCGUGUGGCUGCCAUCUGCCCCCUGCCUCCAGGAGGGCCCUCGGCUCCUGGCUGGCUGGGCCCUUUAUGGUACUUCCUCUGUGAACUGUGUGUGAAUUUGCUUUUCCUCUGUCCUCAGAGGGAAAUUGUAAAUUCUGUGUUUCAUUACUUGAAUGUAGGUUAUCUAUUGAAAAAAUAUAUUAUAAAUAUAUAUAUAUACACACACAUAUAUAAUAGGCUGUAUAUAUUGCUCAGUAGAAAAAAACCAUGGGGAAUUGGUGAUGUGAUCUUUUAAAAACAUAUAUGUAUAUGUAUAUAUACAUUAAAAAAAAAAAUUGGAGCACAAACA
Molecule: messenger RNA, 2756 nt
Organism: Manis javanica (Malayan pangolin)
Lineage: Eukaryota; Metazoa; Chordata; Mammalia; Pholidota; Manidae
Gene: PRKCD
Product: protein kinase C delta
Biological process (GO): protein phosphorylation
Molecular function (GO): ATP binding; diacylglycerol-dependent serine/threonine kinase activity
Source: RefSeq, a predicted model, not a curated record